AUGACACAUGAUUACCUAAAGAUCUUGAUUAAUAAGGCCAUACCGAAAGGUCACCCGUGUUUGGGAUGCCACAUAGAUAUUUCACCAUUCCACACCCAAUCCACCAUGGUAUGGAAAUGGUGUUCACGGUGGGCUGGUGGUGAAGGGGGCAAAAAGAAAGAGAGAGAAAGAGGGAAACUCCCACCGGUUUUUGGGGCGGUGUUCACGCGUGGGAGAGGCUGCCACCUCAGUCCAAGACGCGUGAAAUGCCUCCCAUACCAGAAAGGUAUUAGUGCAUCGUUCAUUGUUCAGUUGCGUAUAAUCUUUCUCUCUCGGAUUAGACAGACGAUUUUUCAUCAUCUUCACCGGCGACAAGAUAUAGUGCCUACUAGCCACCAUCUUCAAAUCCAACCAUCAGAAUCCGGCCAUCACAUCAAAAAGAACAAAACAAGUUAGUGUUUGUUUGUUUUUUUUUUGUUGUUGAAAUUUGAUAUAUGUUUGAUUUCAUGUUUAUAAUUGUAGAUUUGAACAUGAAGAUUUGUUUUUUGUUUUCUAAUUUUUAUAAUAGAU
Molecule: messenger RNA, 549 nt
Organism: Lactuca saligna
Lineage: Eukaryota; Viridiplantae; Streptophyta; Magnoliopsida; Asterales; Asteraceae
Source: the annotation of a GenBank genome assembly